AUGAAUAGAGAUGGUCAUCAGUUGUAUUAUGCAAGUAGACGUGAACGUUUACUAGCAUUAUUAAUACUUUUAUUAAUUCUUAUGUCAUUUUUUCUUCAUUUAUCUUCAUUUGCUGAUAUUAUGUUUAAAAAUUUCGAUUUGGCAAAUAAUCAAACCAAGAUUAAAAAAAAUAAUGAUACAACAUUGCUACAUAAUAAAAGCAUCGAUGAUAUAUUCGAUGUAAAUCUUCUACCAUUUUUUUGUAUAUUAGCUCAUUUAAUCUGGACAAUUGUUUUAUUGGUUGCACUUGAUCAAUGCUGUAUAUUUAAUAACAAAUCAAUUCAUAAAGUUCUAUUUAAACUAUUUAUUUGUACAUGUCCAUUAUUACUUUGCAGUGAAUUAAGUAUUGUCUUUGUCUUUCAUAUAAAUGGUGUUAAAAAUGAUUUAUUAUUCAUUACUAUUAAAUGGUUAAUAUUUAUUGGAACAAUCUUAAUUAGUUUUUGGACAGGUGUUAUAAGUGAUAAAGACAAAUGGCGUGGUAUUCAUGGAGGACAAAUAGCACCUGAACAUAAUACGCCAUUGUAUUUAUUUCAAAAUUAG
Molecule: messenger RNA, 579 nt
Organism: Adineta steineri
Lineage: Eukaryota; Metazoa; Rotifera; Eurotatoria; Adinetida; Adinetidae
Source: the annotation of a GenBank genome assembly